ACUGAUCUGGAAUUGAGCGAGAAUCGCCUCAAUGGUUCCAUUCCUGCAUCACUUGGUAAUCUGAGCAAUUUGAAGAUUUUAUUCCUCCGUGAAAAUCAACUUUCUGGCCCCAUCCCACAAGAAUUGGGAAAUCUGGAAUUGGUUGUGCUUGAAAUGGACAAAAAUCAACUCUCUGGCCAUUUGCCAGACAAUUUUUGCCAAGGUGGACAACUGCAAAGAUUCACUGUAGCUGACAACCACCUUGUUGGUCCAAUACCCCAAAGCUUUAGAAACUGCUCAAGCUUAACCAGAGUCCUCCUCAAUGGAAACCAACUCAUCGGAAAUAUGUCGAAAGAUUUCGGUAUCUACCCAGACCUGCAACUCAUGGAUCUAAGUAACAAUAAGUUUUAUGGUGAACUCGCGAACAAUUGGGGUGGGUGCAAACAAUUGUUAACGCUGCGGAUCGCUGGAAACAACAUCACCGGUAGGAUACCACCAGAGCUUGGAAAUUCACCUCAAUUAGGUAUUCUUGAUCUCUCUUCAAAUCAUUUAUCUGGGGAGAUUCCAAAGGAAUUCGGAAAGUUGACUUCUCUGUUGGAGUUGUGUUUGAAUAAUAACCAACUUUCUGGUGGUAUACCUCAAGAACUGGGCUCGCUAGAUGAGUUGUUGUAUUUAGACUUGUCCACAAACAGAUUGAACGGGCCACUACCGGGAUAUCUAGGCGACUACUUGAAAAUGCAUUACUUGAACUUGAGCGUCAACAAUUUUUCCCACGAAAUUCCAGCUCAGAUUGGUAAGUUAGUUCAUGGGUUGUCGGUACUCGAUUUGAGUCACAAUUCAUUGGCUGGGAAGAUACCACCACAAAUCGGAAGGUUGGAGAGUUUGGUGUUGUUGAAUCUCUCCCAUAAUAACCUCUCUGGUUCGAUUCCAAAGGAUUUUGAAGAAAUGCGUGGCUUGGAACAUAUUGACAUCUCCUACAAUGAGUUGCAAGGUCCCAUCCCCAGCAACCAAGCCUUCAUGAAUGCUUCCAUAGAGGAGUUGCAAGGGAACAAAGGUUUGUGUGGAAAUAUUACAGGAUUGCUACCUUGCAAAAAUCCUUUCAAGGCUUACAAAGAUACUUCAAAGACGGACCAAAAACUCGUUCUCGUAAUCGUACUCCCUCUUCUGGGAGCACUUUUAUUUCUAUGUGCAUUUGUGGGACUUUUCAUCAUUAACAGAAAAAGAAGGAGAAUCCUAGAUGAUCAGCAAAACAAGAUUCAGAGUGGAGGUCUAUUUUCAAUAUCAACUUUUGAUGGUAGAGCAAUGUAUGAUGAUAUCUUAAAGUCCACAAAGGAUUUUGAUGCCACAUAUUGCAUUGGACAGGGAGGAUAUGGGAUCGUUUACCAGGCAAAGUUGCAAUUAGCUAACAAAGUGGCUGUGAAGAAACUCCACUCGUCUGAGAUGACGGAUUCUAAAGGUUUUCUAAACGAGAUACCGAGUACGAGGCACAUAUUUCCGAUUUUGGCACUGCCAAGCUUCUGAAGCUAGACUCA
This is a messenger RNA of Ilex paraguariensis (yerba mate), 1511 nucleotides long. The record is from the annotation of a GenBank genome assembly. NCBI's taxonomy places the organism in Eukaryota, Viridiplantae, Streptophyta, Magnoliopsida, Aquifoliales, Aquifoliaceae.